AUGGCUUCAGAGAUGCAAACUCCCUCCGAGGCGGAUAUCACAAUCUCCUCAGUUAUAUCACAAGAAGAAGUGUCAGAGGAGCCUAUUCAACAAGCUGAAGCAACCCUCUCAGUCAAUCUAGGCCCGUUCCUACGGGAUGGACUCAUCAAAGUCCACAUGGACAAUGAGAUCACUGCCGUAUUUUGGCUUCGUUCAUAUCUUGUAAACCAAAACAGCGCCCCUGACAUCGCGGCCACAAAUUUAAAUUUCAAUCAGUUCACCCUGGAUCUCUGCGGUCACUUCGGAUACAGCGAGCAACAGCAUUCGCUUGUGUGGGACCCUCGAGGUCUUAUCCACAGUCUCGACUGCGAAUAUGUCGUCAGGGGCCGUAAUGGCUGGGUGGCUGCUCUGAUACUCAUGCAGAACCAGAAAUUUGUGCAGGAAAACAAAGUGCCUUGCCACUUUCACAUUGUGAACUACAUUGAGUUUGAAAUGCACAAAAAGACCAUGGCUUCGAAGGAUACAAAUGCAAAGCAGAUAGCAUAG
Penicillium paradoxum is the source of this 525-nucleotide messenger RNA. RefSeq lists its product as uncharacterized. The coding region runs from base 1 to 525 and encodes 174 amino acids. NCBI's taxonomy places the organism in Eukaryota, Fungi, Ascomycota, Eurotiomycetes, Eurotiales, Aspergillaceae. The transcript has 2 exons. The record is from RefSeq and is a predicted model, not a curated record.